AAGAACCCUGAUUUCAUAUUCCCUUUCCCUAAAAUUUGUGCGUAACAUUCUCUCUCCUACACAACAACUGUUUCGGCUGGGCUCGAGCCCAAUUACCCGUUAUUGUGUUCUUCAUGUUCGUUCUCUGUCUCAACGACAAUUCGAUCUCCUGUUCAAUCACCUGGUCAAUGCAGAUACAUUCCAAGUAUCUUAUUUCCCGUACUUGUUUAUGGUUUAAUGGCUUGUCCUCAAUAGACCCCUUACUGUAUUAGUUGCUAAGAGAAAAUAUGGUGGAAGAUACUCUAUAGAUGUGUUGGUUCAGUUAACAUUGACUUAUGGCGGGAAACACUAGAUUUGAUUUAAGUGCUGCCAGUCCAGAGGAUAAUAUGUCACGGGGAAAUUCUAAAUCUACCGGGAAUUUGGCUCCAGUAGCUCAGAGUUUACUGUUGGAUCCAAUAACCAUGGGAGAUAAAAAAUAUACUAGGUCAGGUGAGUUAAGGCGGGUCUUGGGGAUAUCUUUCGGAAAACCCCUUGAAGAUUGUGCUCUUGGAACUGCUAACCUGAAGUCUACCCCUCCGGUGGUUACAGAGGAACUGAAACAGUUCAAAGCAAGUAUUCAAGAGGCUUCUGUCAGGGCUAGAUAUAGAUCAAAAAGGUUGGAUGAAUCUUUACACAAAUUGAACAAGUGUUGGGAGGCUGUGAACUCAGAGAAGCAACCUCGGAAUAUGUUGUUGCCAAAUGAAAAGCUAAGUGGGUCACACUUCUCGAAGAUGGGAAGUCAGACUCGGCGGAGCCCAUCGGAGCUUUUAAAUCAAAGACUAGAGGACAAGCCUAAGAAUGUCAUUCUGAAUAAGCGCAUCCGUACAUCAGUUGAUGAGAAUCGGGCUGACGGACAAAGUAUUAGCUCUGUGAGGAAGCCUAUGGCCCUUGGAAAGGAUAGAGACAACAUCAAGAAUGGUGGCAAAGGUUGUAAUAUUGUCGAAGAGAAGAUUCGAAGAUUGCCUGGAGGUGGAGAAACGUGGGACAGAAAAAUGAAAAGAAAACGUUCCAUGGGCACUGUUUUUUCCAGAUCUAUUGAUGGUGAAGGCGAGCUGAAAAGGGUUAAGCAGCUAAAGCUAUCUAAUGAGCCUACUCUGCAGUCUUCGGAUGCCCGAGGUUUUAGAUCAGGAUUUUCUAGAAGUAAUAGCAAGCUUGAUGUUGCUUCCCUGCCUGCUAGUUCCAAUGCAUGUACGGCUGCCAAGAACGAGCAAGAAAAGGUGUCAAGGGAUUCAAUAGAUGGAUCAAAUAAGGAACGGACUGUACUUAAAGGAAACAAGUUUAAUGUUCGUGACAACAAUUACUCAGGUGGUAUUUAUACAUUGUCAAAAGGCAAAGCUUCAAGGCCACCGCGAACUGGUCCUUUGAUGGCUGGAAACUCAACUUCUGUAACUCGUUCAUCUCAAACACUUGAAGCCCGGGAACAACCUUCAAAUGUGAACAAGCCUCAUUCAGUAAGCGGGACUAUCAACCGUAAGCGUUCUUUGCCUACUGGAUCAUCAUCCCAUAUGGAUAUGGCCCAAUGGGUUGGGCAGAGACCUCAAAAAAUUUCCCGAACUCGAAGAGCAAAUGUGGUAUCCCCUGUCUUGAGUUGUGAUGAAGUGCAUACCUUAUUAGAAGGUUGUUCUCCUUCUGAUGUUGGUACUAGAAUGACUUCUCUGACAACUAGUGGAGCGCUUAUUUCCAAGGUUGCUGUCAACAGCAUUCAACAAGGUAGAGUGAAACAUGAAAAUGUUUCAUCGCCAUCCAGAUUAUCUGAAAGUGAAGAAUCUGGUGAAAGUAAAUCAAAGGUGAAAGGAUUGGAAAGUAAUGAAGCUGAUGAAAGAGCCAUAAAUAAUUCUUAUAAUAUAAGUUCCUCAGUGUUAGCAACGAAAAAGAAAGAUGGUCUCCGUAGACAGGGAAGGGUUAGUAAGGGUUCUUCAGUUUUGAAGAUUGGCAUCUCAACAAUGAAAGAGAAGGUUGAGAUUUGUACCUUGACAAAGCCAAUUAGAAAUAUGAAGCCUGCUUCUAUAAAGAAUGGAAGUAAAUCAGGGCGUCCUCCUUUGAAGAAAUCAUCUGAUAGGAAGGCAAUCACUCGUCUUGGGAAUCCAUUGACUACUGAUUCCCCAGAUAUUGCAGGGGAGUCAGAUGAUAACCGUGAGGAACUGUUAGCUGCUGCUAACUUUGCUAGCAAUGCCAGCUAUAUUGGCUGUUCUAGUUUAUUUUGGAAGAAACUGGAACCGUAUUUUGCUCCUGUCAACUUGGAGGGCAUAGCCUGCUCGAAGCAGCUGGUUAAAUCAACAGAGGUUGAUCAUAGAUGUUUGUCUCAAAUGCUUGGCCUUGGAAGUGAUGCCCUGGAUGGACCUGCGCAUGCGGUCAACCUUCUGUCACAAAGUCCUCCCUCUAGAGAAAGAGGUCGAAGCAUUUUGAAUCAGACUGAUUCAAAAGAGAUAUCCUCGGUGGUUGACAGGCAAAUGGAUUCAGAAGGAAAUAAAGUUGCACCAUUGUACCAAAGAGUAUUGACAGCUCUGAUCAUUGAUGAUCAAACUGAUGAAGAAACUGUGGGAGAUGGAAAUAUGUCUUUUCUGUGUGAAAGAGAUGAUUCACCUCGGGUGGCUUGCUUCUCUCAGGAUGUCGAGAACCAAUCAAGUAUCAGGACUGAAUAUGGAUUCAACUCUGACAAUAUUUCUUGUCAUGGGAAUGGUACCUUUACUAGUGGCACAAACAUCCAUGAUCAUGAACUUGAUGGUUUUUUGCAAGUGGAUCAGGGAGCAUUGCAUCCAGAAACUAACAGGUUGCCUUUGUUAUCUGAAAAUGAUGGUGGUGGGUUAAUGGGUAUGCAUAGAAUUUCUUGUUCAUCAUCUGUCAAUAGCCAUUUUGAGCAAAUGAGUAUGGAGGAUAAACUCUUACUGGAGCUGCAAAGUGUUGGCCUAUAUCCAGAACCUGUGCCUGAUCUCGCUGAUGGAGAUUGUGAAGCUAUUGAUCAAGAUAUUAUUCAAUUACAGAAGGGACUCUUCCAACAGGUCAAUAAAAAGAGAGAGUACUUUAUGAAGCUUACUCAAAGAGUAGAAGAAGGAAGGGAAAUGGAACAACAAGCCCUCGAGCAAGUUGCUAUGGAUAAACUUGUUGAGUUGGCUUAUAAGAAGAAGCUGGCCACCCGUGGAAGUACUGCUGCAAGAAAUGGACUUUCUAAGGUUUCAAGGCCAGUUGCUUUGGCUUUUAUGAAGAGGACUCUUGCUAGAUGCAGGAAAUUUGAGGAAACCGGAGAAAGUUGCUUUUUGGAGCCUGUCUUUAAAGAUGUCCUAUUGGCUGUUCCCAGUCAUGACAAUUAUGCUGGCUCGGUUGCUGCUGUAAAUAUACCGCUUACUCUAAAUUCUCAGCAAGAAUCUGCAGCAUCAGGUUUAUUUCCUUGCAAGGAGCAGGAUGUGUUGGGAAAUCUGGAUCAUCCCUCCGACCAGGAUUUUCCCAGGACUGGACCAAUAUUAAACAGAGGGAAGAAAAAGGAACUGCUACUUGAUGAUGUUGGUGCUAGUGCUUCUUUGAGAUCUGCAUCAAUUCAAGCUAAUUGUUUCAUGGGUGGAGCAAAGAGAAAGAGGAGUGAGCGUAAAACAAAAGCAAAACCCAAACAGAAGGCAGCUCAAGUAUCUACUUCUGGAAAUGGAUCUCUUAGCAAGUUGAUGGAAAAUACGAACUCUGAGCAUCAAUUGGCUUGUGGUGGCUCUAAUGAAUUGAUUUCCAUAGAACUUGGUGUAGCUAAUGAAUUCAAUGGGAAUCAAGACCUGGACUUUUGGUCGAACAUUGAAGAGGAUGAUACGGUGGGCCUAGCCAUACCAAUGGAUGAUCUGUGUGAGUUGAACAUAGGUCUAUGA
Messenger RNA from Gastrolobium bilobum, 3863 nucleotides. RefSeq lists its product as uncharacterized. Lineage: Eukaryota; Viridiplantae; Streptophyta; Magnoliopsida; Fabales; Fabaceae. The transcript is spliced from 16 exons. Bases 315 to 3863 code for a protein of 1182 amino acids. The record is from RefSeq and is a predicted model, not a curated record.